CAAUCUCCCUCUCACCCCUCUCAUUUACUCUCACUCUAGAAAUUUCUAAUGCAGCACCGCCACGUGCCUCAUCCACCCACCGGCGGCGGCAGCUCCGCCUCUGCCAUGGCGGCGUUGGCCGACGCCAAGCGUGGUAAAAAGCGUGGCAGCUAUAACUGUGGCCGGUGUGGUCAGCCGAAGAAAGGCCAUUCUUGUAACCUCAGCGGCGCCGCUACGCCGACGGACUCAUCCGCCUCGACGGCGGAUCCGUCGCCGAGGCAGCAAUAUACGCACCUGCGGCGGGCGCUUUCGUUUGAUGACAGCGACGUGAGGCGGUCGGCAGGGGCUGAGGAGGAGGUGGUUGUUGAAGAUGAGGAGGAGGCGGGAUCGGAGUUGGGGGACGGUGGGUUGCCGGCGAGCUGCUUGUGGGAGGUGAUGAGGAGACUGCCGCCGGCGGCAAUGCUGGCAGCGGCGCAGGUGUGUAAGGGGUGGAGAGAGACAGCGAGGAGGCUAUGGAGGUCCGCGGAGGAGCUCAGGCUUAGGGUUCCGGCGAGGGCUCAGGUUGGGUUUGUUGGAUCGGUGUUGCAGAAGUGUCCGGGGCUUGUUAGGCUCUCUCUUAGAAUGGAAAGUGUUGUGGAUGCAACAAUGCUGGCCUGCAUUGCAUUUUCAUGCCCUAAUCUUGAAUACAUGGAGAUUUCUACAGGUGUCACUGCCAUCAACCGGAUUACAGGAGAUGAAUUGGGUCGUUUUGUGGCGGAUAAACGAUGCCUUAAAAGCCUGAAGAUGGAAGGGUGUUCUAAUCUUGGGGGUUUUAUUCUUUGUUCGUCAAGUCUCUCUACGCUUUGGCUUUCAGAUCUGCACUCCCUGUCUAAGAUGGCUUUUAAUUGCCCCAAUUUAAAAGAGAUUUCCUUGGACUUUUCUCGUCAUGAAAAUGAUACUACUGAUCUUACUACCAUGGUUGAUGGUCUGGCAAGGACCUGCCUAAGGUUGCAAAACAUACACAUUGCUUCAGUUAGACUUUCUCAUUCAGUUGUCCUUGCUCUUGCAGCUGCAAACUUCAGGGGGCUGCGAAUGCUUUCACUUCUACUUGGAUCAGAAAUCACUGAUGCAUCAGUUGCUGCAAUUGCAUCAAGCUAUUCAAAUUUAGAAUUGCUUGAUUUGAGUGGGUCUAGUAUCAGUGACAGUGGCAUUGGAAUGAUUUGCAAUGUGUUCCCUGAAACCCUAUCAAGACUGCUUCUUGCAGUUUGCCCUAACAUUUCAUCCAGUGGCAUUCAAUUUGCCACAGCUCAAUUGCCCCUUUUGGAACUUAUGGACUGUGGGAUGACCAUAAGUGACCCAAAUUCCCAGGGUCCACCCUCUGAAGAAAACAUUGAUUGUGAAUCACAGCAAGUUUCCAACAGUAAGAUGCACCUUAUUUACCAGAAGCUGAUCAUUAAACACAGUCGGUUGAAAAAACUCAGUUUGUGGGGUUGUUCUGGCUUAGAUGCUCUGUAUUUAAACUGCCCUGAACUCAAUGAUUUGAAUCUGAACUCUUGUACAAAUUUGCAUCCAGAGAGAUUGCUUCUUCAGUGUCCCAAUCUGGAGAGCAUACACGCAUCAGGUUGCCAAGACAUACUAGUUGGAGCCAUUGAAAGCCAGGUUAACAAUGGUUCUGCUGUAGAAAAUCAGUUCCCUAGCAAACGAUUAGCUGAUGGCUCCAAGAGGGUUCGAGUUCCAUAUUUUUUAAGCCCUCAGCCAUCAGACUUUAAGAUGGGGAGGGCUCAGAAACGCCGGUGCACUCUGCUCAUGGAUUAGUAAUAUAUGUGCCCAAAACACCACACUAACUGUACACUCAAGAGCAAAUUCUUGUUGGUCCUCAGGAACCAAAUGAUCUGUAAUUGUUGAAAUGGUGGUUUGUGUGCUGGUGCCCACUGGAUAGUGCCUUACCCUCUUUUACAUCCCAAAACAAAUAUUGUUUCAUUUUCAAAGUCAAGUUGACAUAGGAAGAGACAUGGCAUGAACAUUUAAGUUUAUCGGCUCUUCCUGCCUCUCAAAUAAAGAAUUUAUUUCCCUUUGUCAUCA
Messenger RNA from Vitis riparia (riverbank grape), 2040 nucleotides. RefSeq names its product F-box/LRR-repeat protein 17. Gene Ontology annotation, molecular function: protein binding. Bases 49 to 1773 code for a protein of 574 amino acids. The record is from RefSeq and is a predicted model, not a curated record. The transcript is spliced from 11 exons. NCBI's taxonomy places the organism in Eukaryota, Viridiplantae, Streptophyta, Magnoliopsida, Vitales, Vitaceae.